This is a messenger RNA of Racocetra persica, 1150 nucleotides long. The record is from the annotation of a GenBank genome assembly. Lineage: Eukaryota; Fungi; Glomeromycota; Glomeromycetes; Diversisporales; Gigasporaceae.
GGUGUUAAUGAUAAAGUCAACAAAGAUAAUCCAGUUAACACUAUAGUUAACAAUACAUCUAGUAAAAUACCAGAAACGGUCGAAAACGUUGAUAAUAAAGUCAAGGGUGUUAAUGAUAAAGUUAACAAAGAUAAUCCAGUUAACACUAUAGUUAAUAAUACAUCUAAUAUAAUACCAGAAACGGUCGAAAAAGUUGAUAAUACAGUCAAGGGUGUUAAUGAUAAAGUUAACAAUAGUAUAAUACCCGAUACGGUCGAAGACGUUCAUAAUGCAAUCAACAAUACAGUCGACAGUGUUAAUAAUACACUCAACAAAGAUAAUCCAGUUAACACUAUAGUUAAUGAUACAAUACCUGAUACGGUCAAAGACGUUCAUAAUGCAAUCAACAAUACAGUCGACAGUGUUAAUAAUACACUCAACAAAGAUAAUCCAGUUAACACUAUAGUUAAUGAUACAUCUAGUAUAAUACCCAAUAAGGUCAAAGACGUUAAUAAUGCAAUCAACAAUACAGUCAACGGUGUUAAUAAUACACUCAACAAAGAUAAUCCAGUUAACACUAUAGUUAAUGAUACAUCUAGUAUAAUACCAAAUACGGUCAAAGACGUUAAUAAUGCAAUCAACAAUACAGUCAACGGUGUUAACAAUACACUCAACAAAGAUAAUCCAGUUAACACUAUAGUCAAUAAUACAUCUAAUAUAAUACCCAAUACGGUCAAAGACGUUAAUAAUACAGUCAACGGUGUUAAUAAUACAGUCAACAAUGUUAAUCCAGUUAACAAUUUAGUUAAUAAUACAGAUGUACCUGUAAACACAUCUAGUAUAAUACCCGAUACGGUCAAAGGCGUUAAUAAUACAAUCAACAAUCCAGUCAAUGGUGUUAAUAAUACAGUCAACAAUGUUAAUCCAGUUAACAAUGUUAAUAAUACAGUCAACAAUGUUAAUCCAGUUAACAAUGUUAACAAUACAAUCAAUAAUGUAGGAAAUGGUAUUCCUCCCGCAAAUCCACAACCUAACAGCAAUCCACCUGACAGCAAUCCACAACCUAACAGCAAUCCACCUGACAGCAAUCCACAACCUAACAGCAAUCCACCUGACAGCAAUCCACAACCUAACAGCAACCCACAACCUAACAGCAACCCACAAUCUAAUA